AUGGAGGCGCCCGCCGCCCGCCUGCUGCCGCCGCUGCUGCUGCUGCUCGCGGCCUGCGCCCCGGCGCCGGGCCGCGCCUCCUCGGACGCGCCGCCGCUGGUCAACGAGGACGUGAAGCGCACGGUGGACCUGAGCAGCCACCUGGCCAGGGUGACGGCCGAGGUGGUCCUGGCGCACGCGGGCAGCGGCUCCUCGGCCCGCGCCGCCUCCUUCCUGCUGGCGCUGGAGCCCGAGCUGGAGGCCCGGCUCGCGCACCUCGGCGUGCAGGUGAAGGGAGAGGAUGAGGAAGAGAACAAUCUGGAAGUAAGAGAAACCAACAUCAAGGGUAAAAGCGGGAGAUUCUUCACAGUCAAGCUCCCAGUGGCUCUUGAUCCUGGGGCCAAGAUCUCGGUCAUCGUGGAAGCCGUUUAUACCCACGUGCUUCAGCCGUACCCAACCCAGAUCACCCAGUCAGAGAAGCAGUUCGUGGUGUUUGAGGGGAACCAUUACUUCUACUCUCCCUACCCAACCAAGACGCAGACCAUGCGUGUGAAGCUCGCCUCCCGGAACGUAGAGAGCUACACCAAGCUGGGGAAUCCCACGCGCUCCGAGGACCUCCUGGAUUAUGGCCCCUUCCGCGACGUCCCUGCCUACAGUCAGGACACGUUCAGAGUGCAUUCUGAGAACAACAGCCCUUUCCUCACCAUCACCAGCAUGACCCGCGUCAUCGAGGUCUCCCACUGGGGCAACAUUGCCGUGGAGGAGAACGUGGACCUGAAGCACACGGGGGCCGUGCUCAAGGGGCCUUUCUCGCGCUAUGAUUACCAGAGGCAGCCGGACAGUGGGGUCUCCUCCGUCCGCUCAUUUAAGACCAUCCUCCCCGCUGCGGCCCAGGACGUGUACUACCGCGACGAGAUCGGCAACGUGUCCACCAGCCACCUGCUCGUCCUGGAUGACUCCGUAGAGAUGGAGAUCCGGCCUCGCUUCCCGCUCUUCGGCGGCUGGAAGACGCAUUACAUCGUUGGCUACAACCUCCCAAGCUACGAGUACCUCUACAACCUGGGAGACCAGUACGCGCUGAAGAUGAGGCUGGUGGAUCACGUGUUUGAUGAGCAGGUCAUAGACUCUCUGACCGUGAAGAUCAUCCUGCCGGAAGGGGCCAAGAACAUCCAGGUGGACAGUCCCUACGAGAUCAGCCGCGGCCCUGACGAGCUGCACUACACCUAUCUGGACACGUUCGGCCGGCCGGUCAUCGUGGCCCACAAGGGGAACCUGGUGGAGCAGCACAUCCAGGACAUCGUGGUGCACUACACCUUCAACAAGGUGCUCAUGCUGCAGGAGCCGCUGCUGGUGGUGGCCACUUUCUACAUCCUCUUCUUCACCGUCAUCGUCUACGUCAGGCUAGACUUCUCCAUAACGAAGGACCCAGCUGCGGAAGCCAGGAUGAAGGUGGCUUGCAUCACAGAGCAGGUCUUGACCCUGGUCAACAAGAGGCUAGGUCUCUACCGUCACUUUGACGAGACGGUCAACAGGUACAAACAGUCCCGAGACGUGUCCACUCUCAACAGUGGCAGGAAGAGCCUGGAGACGGAGCACAAGGCCUUGACGAGCGAGGUGGCACUGCUGCAGUCCAGGCUGAAGGCCGAGGGCUCUGACCUGUGCGACAAGGUGAGUGAAAUGCAGAGACUGGACGCGCAGGUCAAGGAGCUGGUCCUGAAGGCGGCGGUGGAGGCCGAGCGGCUGGUGGCCGGCAAGCUCAAGAAAGACACGUACAUCGAGAACGAGAAACUCAUCUCGGGAAAGCGGCAGGAGUUGGUCAGCAAGAUCGACCACAUCCUGGACGCCCUGUAGCCCUGCAGAGGGCAGGCUUGGGCGCGAACGGCAAGGCCAACACAGACCGGCUUCUGGAUUUUGUAAAAUGCUUUCAAGAAAGACAGAAGUCAGGCCCUGCCUCAGGCAACGCAAAAAGCUUCGUUUUUGUCCCUAAAGUAUCCCUUUAAAACAACAGCAAAACUUAAAUGUCAUGAAAAACAAAGUAUCUUUGUGUUUUGAACAAAGAAGUUUUUGAGUUUUGUUUAUUCUGAAUCCUAGGAUAUUUUUGGCACCUGUAAGCCCUUGUUUUAUAGCCUUCUAAUUCCUGAUGUGUGGGUAUUUUACAAGCGUGUGUGUUUUUUAAAGUGUGUGUGACCUAGUGACAAUAAAGUUGGGACUGUGAACUUGG
Budorcas taxicolor (takin) is the source of this 2200-nucleotide messenger RNA. RefSeq names its product ribophorin I (gene RPN1). The coding region runs from base 1 to 1830 and encodes 609 amino acids. The record is from RefSeq and is a predicted model, not a curated record. Lineage: Eukaryota; Metazoa; Chordata; Mammalia; Artiodactyla; Bovidae. Gene Ontology annotation, cellular component: membrane; oligosaccharyltransferase complex. The transcript has 10 exons.